Ylistrum balloti is the source of this 420-nucleotide messenger RNA. RefSeq lists its product as uncharacterized. The transcript has 3 exons. The record is from RefSeq and is a predicted model, not a curated record. Lineage: Eukaryota; Metazoa; Mollusca; Bivalvia; Pectinida; Pectinidae. Bases 1 to 420 code for a protein of 139 amino acids.
AUGCUGUCCGGAUCGUUCGCGUGUGGUGAAAUGUCCACGUUAAUGGCUGAUGUAUUUAAUGUACUACAGGACAGUGUCUGCCAUAAGCCAAGGACACCAGAAAUCCUUUCAUUACUACAGUGCAUGAACAACCGAGAAUUGCAGGUGACAAUUUUUGGAGAAAUCCAGAGAUUGAGUGGCAUUGCUACGGCCUAUCAUGAAAUCGGAAUUCCCAUAGAAAAACAAAAAUCGAGCUUAUGUCGAUGGCAGUUCUCCUCCUUUAAUGGAUUGAUGCAGCAUACACGGUCCAUCUGUGACGGUAACGUCUACGAGACGAUCUGUGAUAUUCGUUCACGACUAGAUCCUUACAUGGACGCCAUGCUAGCAGCAACAACCAAUGACGUUGAAUGUCCGAAAGAGACAUUCAGGUGUGCAGCGUAG